This is a messenger RNA of Rattus rattus (black rat), 3582 nucleotides long. RefSeq names its product solute carrier family 35 member C1 (gene Slc35c1). Gene Ontology annotation, cellular component: Golgi apparatus. Gene Ontology annotation, biological process: protein O-linked glycosylation via fucose; GDP-fucose import into Golgi lumen. Gene Ontology annotation, molecular function: antiporter activity. The transcript is spliced from 2 exons. The coding region runs from base 1041 to 2132 and encodes 363 amino acids. The record is from RefSeq and is a predicted model, not a curated record. NCBI's taxonomy places the organism in Eukaryota, Metazoa, Chordata, Mammalia, Rodentia, Muridae.
UUGAAAGUGCUGCUUGGAUCUCCGGGACUUCAGGUCCUCCUGGCUAGGUCUGGAAGCGGUGAAAAUGGAAGUAGGAAGAAAGGAGAGGACUGCAACAAGGUCUUCCCGAGUGACCUGAGCUCGUAGGAUGGGGGAGGUGCAACGGUGGGGAGCCGGGCGCCAAGGGCUGGUGUGAGGGUCUCCAGAAAUAGAAUGGUGGUAUUCCAUUUUCUGGGAAGAUGGUGAAGAUGCACCUGACCAAGUCUAGUGGAUCUGAAGAGGCCAGGGGAACAGUGUGGGUGGAGGGGAGAAUGACAGAACCUCCCAGAAAAUGGGAAAGGCCAUAGCACUUGAAAAUUCUCCCCCGACCUCCGGGUAUUCCCGGAAGAAGAGGGCAGGUUUGUGGGUACAGGUGCAGACCUGCCGGCGCGCUCCUGAUGGCCGCGAAGUGGGAAAGGCCCUGUGAGCUGGCCCUUUAAGACUGCUCGUAGGCGUGUCAGGAAAUGCUUCUGGGCCCGCCCCCGGUCGGUAAGUGGCCCGGGACUGGCGACGCUGAGCCGGAACUUGAAUUCAGUUCGUGGCAGCCACGGGGCCUUGCUCCGGCCAGGCCCCUGUCUGUGUCCCUCGAGACGCCUCCCGGAGCCUCGGUGAUCUGAUCCCUGCCGCACGCCCUCCCUUCGGCUCCGCGGGUGCUUCCGGGGGCUCCCGCAGCUCAUGCUUCCCUCUCCCGUUCUCUCGCUUCUUUUCUCCCUGAGACUCACAUGCCUCCUGUUGUCAAGCAGGCCAUGGCUGUCAGGGCCUACAUCCUUAGUUAGGCCCCUUCUCCCUUCCCUGGGUCUUGCUUCAUGAGUGCCACCCCCGACCCCCCACCCCCGGGAGAGAACAAGAUGAGGAGCGGUGCACCUCGGCAAAUCCGGAAGCAGAACUUCAUCCAAGAAGGAGGGGACCGAUAGGUCACCCCAUGUGACAAUUGAAUCCUGCAGCCACAGGCCCUAGCAGCUUGAAGCCCUGUAGUCCAGGGAAUGCUUCUGGCAGUGAGGUGACCCAGCUCUUCUGCCACCAUGAACAGGGUCCCUCUGAAGCGGUCCAGGAUCCUGCGCAUGGCGCUGACUGGAGCCUCUGCUGUCUCUGAGGAGGCAGACAGCGAGAACAAGCCAUUUCUGCUACGGGCUCUGCAGAUCGCGCUGGUGGUUUCUCUCUACUGGGUCACCUCCAUCUCCAUGGUAUUCCUCAACAAGUACCUGCUGGACAGCCCCUCCCUGCAGCUGGAUACCCCCAUCUUCGUCACCUUCUACCAAUGCCUGGUGACCUCACUGCUGUGCAAGGGCCUCAGCACUCUGGCCACCUGCUGCCCUGGCAUGGUAGACUUCCCCACCCUAAACCUGGACCUCAAGGUAGCCCGAAGUGUGCUGCCGCUGUCCGUGGUCUUUAUCGGCAUGAUAACCUUCAAUAACCUCUGCCUCAAGUACGUGGGGGUGGCCUUCUACAACGUGGGACGCUCGCUCACUACCGUGUUCAAUGUGCUUCUCUCCUACCUGCUGCUCAAACAGACCACUUCCUUUUAUGCCCUGCUCACCUGUGCCAUCAUCAUUGGUGGUUUCUGGCUGGGAAUAGAUCAAGAGGGAGCUGAGGGCACCCUGUCCCUGACGGGCACCAUCUUCGGGGUGCUGGCCAGCCUCUGUGUCUCACUCAAUGCCAUCUACACCAAGAAGGUGCUCCCUGCCGUAGACCACAGUAUCUGGCGCCUAACCUUCUAUAACAACGUCAACGCCUGUGUGCUCUUCUUGCCCCUGAUGGUAGUGCUGGGCGAGCUCCAUGCUCUCCUGACCUUCGCUCAUCUGAACAGCGCCCACUUCUGGAUCAUGAUGACGCUGGGUGGCCUCUUCGGCUUUGCCAUUGGCUAUGUGACAGGACUGCAGAUCAAAUUCACCAGUCCCCUGACCCAUAAUGUGUCGGGCACAGCCAAGGCCUGUGCGCAGACAGUGCUGGCCGUGCUCUACUACGAAGAGAUUAAGAGCUUCCUGUGGUGGACAAGCAACUUGAUGGUGCUGGGUGGCUCCUCUGCCUACACCUGGGUCAGGGGCUGGGAGAUGCAGAAGACCCAGGAGGACCCCAGCUCCAAAGAGGGUGAGAAGAGUGCUAUCGGGGUGUGAGCUCCUUCAGGGACCCAGGGCUGAGCUCAGGUGGGGCCUACCCAGCACUGCAGGCUUCCCACAGAGCCAACUGGGUAUGGCCCUGAGCAACAUUGUUUACAUCCUCCUCAGAGUACGAUCUAAGAGGAGCCAGGUUCUUUCCUGGUAAUGUCUGAAAGCUGCCAAAUCUCUUAUCUGCCCCCAUCUUCUUGUCUUGGGAAAGCCCUACUGGGAGUGGCACCCUUCCUGCCUUCUCCUGGGGCCUGACUACCUCCAUAUCGCCUCUGGGGUUGGGUCCAGCUGCAGUCUUUGGGGACGGGACUGAUGAAGUGAUGUCUUACCUUCUACACAAGGGAGAUGGGUUGUGACCCUACUAUAACUAGUUGAAGGGAGCUGGGUGACCCCCCACAUCUCUGCGGCCCUGGGCAGGUAGCAUAAUAGGUCAGGUGCUAUUAACAUCAGUAACACUCCAGACUAGCUUUGGAGGCCCUUGGGAGCUGAACCAAGCAAGAGAGGAAAUGGCCAUUCUUCUCUCUUCUGUGUGGAUGGGUAUGACAGGCCAACUGUCCAUGGGAACUGCACCCAGGGUGGCUGAGAGAACACUCACCUUUGUACUCCAUAUUUGCAGCUUUAAACAGAGGGAGCCACGCGUUUUACACAUUAAGUAGAGAGAUGAACGCCUCCACAGCCCCUAACCCCAGCUUUUCCUGCCUGACCUCUCUUGGUCCAGAGGGGUCACCAUCCUGUUCUCCAACACCUGGCCCAGCUACAUGGCUGUCCCCUCUUUCUGUACUCCCUUUUCCCCAUCAGCCUACCCCAAUGCCUCCAUCUGCAGGCAGGAAGUGGGGUCCACUCAUAGCCUCUGUUCCCAUGUGCUUGGACCCCCGAGCCCUUUGUGACGGUAAGAGACACUUACGUUCUCUGAGGCUGGAGCUGGAAGGGCCCACUGAUUCUCCGAGUUAGCCCAUCAGGCUCCUGUCACAAGACAGCCUACACCCGUGUGGCUAAGAACAGUGGAGGUUGGUUUAUAAGCCCACAUAGACCCAGUGUUUCAGAGGAAACCCCUCUGUCCACAUCCUCACGUGGUACAGGCACAGAUAAAAUCCCUCGGGCCUCUUGUACAGGAGUACUAGCCCCAUUCAUGGGGCUCCACCCCAUGACCUAAUCACCCCCAAAGCCUUCAACAUAAGGACUCCCACAUGAAUUUGGGGACAGAAGUACCGGACCAUGAUACCCCAGCACCACACCCUCCUAACCUCAGGGUAGCUGUCACUGUUCUAGUCCCUUCUGUUUGGCCUUUUUUACCCCCAUGUCCUUGGGGUAAUGUUUGAUGUCUUUGUCCCUUUCAUGAAAAGAUGGGGAAACUGUGUUUGCCUUUGAUUUCUACUUCCCACAGGUUCUAAUGAAGUUGGUGGGGCCUGCUGGCCUGAGUUGUAUGUGAUUUAAUAAAACAAACAAACAAUGCAAGAUA